AUGACCUCAGUGCAAUCGCUCGGCCUCCGUGAACCCAGCGCUUUACAAUACCUCAUCACCGAGUCCAUACUUCCCCCAGAUCCUGCAACGUCGCUGUACAAAUGGUCCGUCUCUCAAGAGCAUGAAGAUGGCGGAGAUGGUCUCGUCGAAGAGGAAGUGCUGACCACGGAUCACUGUGUUGUCUGGUCGUGCAAUGGCAUCAUUCAACGGGUCUUCAACUUAGCCAUCGAAGGCGAAAAGAUCUCACACGCAUUUGUGUCGACUUUUGCUCCUCCUCCAUCGACAGAAGAAGAAAACACGUGCAAGCGGGAUCGCCUCCAGAACAUUUCACAGCGUGCCCUGGUCGUCGUCUUGAAAACACAAAUCCACAUCUUUCUGGUCUCGGGCGACACACACAUUGUGCCGCUGCCUUUCGAGGUUGGAUCAGCUCAUCCUUGCCCCGGCGGCUUCAUUUUGCAGCGCAAGCUGGAGUCAGACGAGGACCUGGACAGCCAGAUACAAUUCCAACAGGACCUCAGCACUAUCAAUGAGACUCUUACUUCUAUCGGGGGCAACAGUUCGAGACCGUCUAUUGUCCUCUCAUCGGACCAAAAAUGGGUUCCCCCAUCCGAUCUUUCGACAGCUGCGGGUAUGCCACGGACCUAUUCGUUCACUCAGAUCAUGUCAGAGUUAGGCCUGGUUGUCCACAGCACACACCGUCUGGGCGAGCCUCUGGACGAAUGCAAAGCCUUACCUAAAUCCGAGAGGCUCCUCUUCGUCUCCCGUCACGGCGAACUGGACCUGGACGAUCGGAAUGAAAUGGCGCCUCUCUGUCUUGCUCUAACGAUCGAUGAAAAGUCUUCAUUCACAUUGUGGCAGGUGAGUCCGGAUGUCGCCAGCAAAGGCUCGGAAAUGCGUCGGAGCAGCCACAAUCUCAAGCCAAGGUCUUCACUGAGGAAAAGUUCAAACAUGUACAGACGUGAUCAAAAUGUGACAAUUCAAUCUACUAGGCAGCCAGGCGACCUUAGAGAGAGCUUCGGUGGUAUGGGUGACAAGCAAUAUUCAGAAGGAGGACUUUUUCCGUCGACCCAGGAGCAGAUAUCGUUCCAUUCAAAUGAUUUGGCCUCUCACCUUGGCCCGGAAUUCGGCGACGUAGGCGUCCAGACGCGUUCUGCACGAAGAAUCAGCUCGAUGUUGGCACGUACAGAUCUUGGAUCUGCGGCGGAUCGAGGUACAUUCAACGACUUUGCUAUUGGCGCUGGUGGCCGCCAGAGUCUGAACAGGCCUGGAAGACGUGGCGAGUCCAUUGGGAGCUUCAAUGAUCGACUUAGCUUCGGCUUUCGCCGUAGAAGCUCAUUCCCAACCAACGCCUCUGUUUUCAGCACGGGAACCUCGUUUCUUGACAUGUCCGCCCGUGGCCUGCUUGAAGACAUGGAUCCGCUAAAGCAGUCAACACGCCUUGAGGAGGAACUUUAUGACGGAGCUUCAUCCAACCUUCCAAGGGAUAUCGGCUUUUUCAAGUUGAAGACUUUUCCUCGCAGUCAAUUGUCAGAUGAUGUCGAUUCCCUUUGUGAUAUCAAGGUUGUAACUCUGCGAAACCCGAAUCUGCUCCAUCAGGAUAUGCAACAACCCAAAGAGCUCUACUUGGGGAUCAUGGAUAAGUCACGGCAGGAGCUUAUUCUCGUCCGAAUUCUGGUCAAGGCUCGUUCAGGCCGGAGAAGGAAACCAUCUCUGGAAUCCAAAGUCACAGAGGUCCGCAAGUUGCCUGGGAUCAAGGAUGUCUGCAAAGUUGUUGAUGGCGAAAUUCAGCGACUCGCUGUAAUGACCGAAUCGCGUUCAAAGAUUGUGUCUCUCCAACUUGAAGCACCGUGGUCGCCGCCAUUACGUUUUGAACUCCCCCCCAGGAUUGUGGUACAUGAUCCCUUUACGAGUUCGUACUCUUUCAGUCCUAGGAAGGAUAAAGACACGGGGCUCAGGCGAAGCAUUCCAGGCACAGGCGUAAGCGCACAGUCGCUGCUCGAAUCUGGGACUAGCGGUCAGUUGUAUGUGGUUGAUCAAGAUCGUCGCCGCCAUGCAAUACAGCUACAACUUGCUCCUCGUGAUCCUCUUGUCCUUGACAUCCUUAGGAUGUGUGACAUUGUGCUUGGUUCAACGGAGCAGGAAAGCUUGCUAGUUGCCUUCUGGGAGGUGUCUCAAUGGCUAAGUGACAAAGGGUUCUCAACGCCGUCAGAUUGGCUGGCAAUGGUUGUGGUACUCUUCUCCCUCGCUGUACCUUUCCUGAACACCCAGCAUCGGCAGUCUACGACAAGCCAUCGACGGAAGAAGAGUACCCUUCUUCGAUCUAGCAGUGGUAGCGCCAUUGACCUCACGAAUUAUGAUACGAUGCAUAACGAAGAUCGAGAUACGAAUUCGCACGAUGGGUUGCGCAGCCCCGUGUGGGCUUGGCUCCAUCCAAGACACUCAGUAACCACAACAAGAGGAAGGUCGAGAUCAUCCUCUAAGAUUUCGAACCCCUCUGCCUUCCACGAACAAUCUCACGACAAGAAAAGCACCUUCAUAAUUGACGCAAUUGCAUUAGCAGCGGAGUAUUUACAAUCUCCAUUCGGCGAGCAUGCCUUUGGUCCAGAAGGAUAUCUUCCUACCUCCAUCAGCAAAGAUCGCGAGCAGCGGUGCAACACCAUUCCGAGUAUUUUAGUUGGCUUGCAUCUCCUCUAUGAAGAAACUAAGCUCAACGUGACGGCCUCCGCCAGAUCCAGAAAGGCAGACAGUAAUUUGAUCAUGGUCAUGGCUCAACUGGGAUCCUGGCUUCAGUGGAAGGACUGGACGGUUAGCGAUGAUUCAUAUUACCAGUUCGAAGCAAUGGAAAGUGAUAAUUGUGUGUAUGAUCUUUCUGUCAUUGAUGGUCUUUCCAUGCCAGCUCAACCAUUCCACCCACCUUCGAUUUAUGCUCACCUCGAGCAAUGGAUCAGCGGCGCCCCCGUUGCUCAGUUCCUUACAUUGGCACGAUUGUCACGCAGAGGAGGUGGAACCCAGGAUAUUGGCAGUCGUGAGAUGACACUAACUCCUCGUACAACGGCUCUCCUCACCUUCUUGAAAUGUGCCCAGGACCAGGUUGGCUCCGAAAACAUGAUGCAUGCCUUGACGAAGGCCGGGUUGACAAAACCGAGCAUACAAAGACUGCCCGACGGAGUAGCCUCUGUCUUCAACCAAGUUCUAUCGUCCAAGAAGAAUCGUACACUAUCGGCAAAUAAGGAAGGAGGGACGCUCGAGUCUGGAGGAUGGGCUAGCAAGGACGAUACCCUACUUUUCUUGAACAGACCCCAUUUGACCACAAAUCACGAAGCGCUCCGGGACUAUCACAGCAUCUGUUCAUCUGCUCUAGAGGCGGAAACCUUGCAAAGAUGGGACGCAUCAUCCGAAGCUAACAGACAGACUGUCACCAAGCUGAUAUUUAGCAAAGAUCGACGGUUCCCUGAAGCUUCAAAGCUUGUAAAUCAAACACGACCUCCGGUGGUGGAAUGCACACCUGAACCAGAAUGGACAGAAGUUGAAUUGCUAGACGCGCAAAAAGAACUGGCCCAGUACGUCACUCGUCGGACUCUCUCUGUUGCAGCCGGGCGAGGCAUGAUGCAUUUCAAUGCUCGAGUUCCGCUAUUAACAGAAAGAGUGCCGAUUCCUGCCUUCAGCCUUCAAUGCAUCAUGAAACCUAGAAAUGCCACCGAGAGUGCGCAGGCAAUGACAUUCAGUGCAGACAAGGCAACAUUUACAGAGGAAAAAGUGUGUUGGGCGUUCUUCCACAAUGGGGCGUCUAUGGGUCUUAUGAUUUCCAACGAUGCCCAAGGCAUCGAUACUUCUUGGAUCUUGUACAAUAAACCACCAGAAUUGACGAAUCGACACGCUGGUUUCCUGCUCGCAAUGGGUCUCAAUGGACACCUCAAGACACUGGCGAAAUGGGUUGCUUUCAAGUACCUGACCCCGAAGCAUACCAUGACAUCUGUCGGACUCCUGCUGGGCUUGUCGGCUUCGUUCUUGGGCACUAUGGACACUCUUAUUACUCGUCUUCUGUCCGUUCACGUUACGCGUCUGCUCCCACCGGGUGCUGCAGAAUUGAACUUGUCGCCGUUGACGCAAACCACUGGGAUCAUAGGCAUAGGUCUGCUGUACUACAACUCACAACAUCGUCGAAUGUCCGAGGUCAUGCUAUCAGAGAUUGAGAACGACGACGCGGAGGAGGGCGCCGCUUCUGACACUAUCCUUCGUGACGAAGGGUAUCGAUUGGCGGCCGGCUUCGCUUUGGGCCUGAUCAAUCUGAGCCAAGGAAGGGAUUUGCAUGGUCUUCACGACAUGAAGGUUCUCCAAAGACUUCUUGCCAUCGCCGUCGGGACCAAGAAUGUGAAUAUGGUUCAUGUACUUGACCGUGCAACUGCUGGAGCCGUAAUGGCUAUUGCCUUCAUAUUUCUCAAGACGAAUGAGGAGGCAACUGCAAGGAAAGUCGAUAUACCGGAUACUCUCCAUCAAUUCGACUAUGUGCGCCCCGAUAUAUUCCUCUUACGAACGUUGGCACGCCACCUGAUAAUGUGGAAUUCUAUCCUUCCAUCGAGCAGUUUUGUGCAGUCCUCGCUCCCCGCACCAUACAGGCAUAGGUUUGACCUCAAAUCAACCAAAAACCUCAGCACUGAGGAUAUGCCCUUUUUCAAUAUAAUUGCGGGAAUUUGCUUUGCCAUCGGGUUGAGGUUCGCUGGGUCACAACGUGCGGAUGCGCGCGAUCUAUUGGUAUCAUAUCUCGACCAGUUUUUGCGGCUGAGCCGCCUUCCUGUUCACAAUUACGAUGCACGCGUGACGUUGAACAGUGUGAGGAAUUGCCUGGACACUCUUGCGCUGGCAGCAGCGACGGUGAUGGCUGGUUCUGGCGACCUGAUCGUCUUGCGGCGUUUAAGGGCGCUACAUGGACGGACUGACAAGGACACUCCUUUUGGGAGCCACCUUGCUGCACACAUGGCUCUAGGUGCGCUGUUUCUCGCGGGCGGAACCAAAACAUUUGGAACGUCCGACAUAGCCGUUGCAAGCUUGUGUAUUGCCUUUUAUCCUGUCUUCCCAAAUGAUGUACUUGACAAUCGGGGUCAUCUUCAAGCACUUCGACAUCUCUGGGUGCUUGCCGUCGAGGGUCGAUGCUUGAUUGCUCGAGACGGCGACGCUGGCGGCUCUGUUGUUGGCGGUAUCACCGCGUCCGUUCGGCUCGCAGACGGCACAACGGAACACAUUCAGGUCCCUGGUCUGCUGCCUGAACUUGACAGUAUCAAGUCUGUUGAAGUCAAGGGCGAGGGGUUCUGGGACGCGUGUCUCGAUUUUUCAAGUGAUGAGACAAAGCUUCGUAUUAAAACCGAGAAUGCUGUGAAUGUCAUACUUCGCCGUCGAGCUGCAUAUGACCGACCACCUCAAGACCUAUUCAAUGCAGAGCUGCAGGCCCUGACGGAAGCGCAAGGCAUCCCCAGUGUUGACCCAAACUCGACUGCUCUCUACACGCAUAGUAGUACUACAGCAGCAGGCUCGACCUCGUCAAGGCUAGCCAAUGGGUUUGAGUGGGUGUUUGGUUUGAGCGCGUUUUCAGACUUCGAUCAUUCCGAAAGAGCACUCGUGCUUGGCGCUGCACCGAUUGGUGAGUGGAACACUGCAGAGCUAUUGCAGAAUGGAGUCGUCGAUUCGAGAUUAGAGCUCGAGAUGGGAAGUCUCCCAUCCAAGAAUGAAGCCCAUUUGUCCAGUCAGAAAGUGCAAAAAGACAAAUUGUGGCAGCUUCGACUCUUGUUUGACUGGCUUGAUCGGUGGGAAAAGGAAGACGAAGAAUUCGACAGUAUCGCUUCUGCUACCGCGGAUGAGAAUAAGUGGUUCGGCAGCUCGGGUGGAACAUGGAUCAGAAAAGAGCUUAUCGAGCGAUUGAGAUGGAGAGUAUGGAAUAUGACUACAGAAGACAGUGACAGCAGUGGGGGUGAUGAGGAGGAUGAAGCAAUGUGGUGA
Exophiala spinifera is the source of this 5991-nucleotide messenger RNA. RefSeq lists its product as uncharacterized. Gene Ontology annotation, molecular function: molecular adaptor activity. The transcript has a single exon. Gene Ontology annotation, biological process: protein K11-linked ubiquitination; metaphase/anaphase transition of mitotic cell cycle; anaphase-promoting complex-dependent catabolic process. Gene Ontology annotation, cellular component: anaphase-promoting complex. Lineage: Eukaryota; Fungi; Ascomycota; Eurotiomycetes; Chaetothyriales; Herpotrichiellaceae. The coding region runs from base 1 to 5991 and encodes 1996 amino acids. The record is from RefSeq and is a predicted model, not a curated record.